AUGGCAGAAAGAUUCGAAAAAGGGGAAAUUGUUAUUGACCCAGAGUUUGGGCUUAAUUCCGAACAGGAAACUGACUCAAGUGACGACGAGGCACAAAUAGACGAUUCAGAUGAUGAUGUGCCACUUGCAGAUUUAAUUCCUUUGUCUGAAGUAGCAAAGAACGAUGUUGCAGAGCAUGUUUAUCGCUGGAGAGCAGAUAGAACACCACCUCCUCAGAUGAGUGGUGAAUUCAAAGGAAACUUAGAGGUUGAUGAAGGGGAUUUACACAAUCCUAUCGAUUAUUUUAAAUCCUUUAUGGAUGAUGAAAUGAUCCAGCUGAUUGCAGAUCAAACAAAUCUGUAUUCAGUACAAUGUGAUGUUGCCAAAGGGAGCAUUGCAACUACAAAAACAGAGGUAGAACGGCUCCUCUCAGUCUUUCUCAAGAUGUGCAUUGUCCAAAUGCCAAGAUAUUCGAUGUAUUGGGAAGCUGAAACAAGGUACAGCCCAAUUGCUAGCUUGAUGAGCAGGGAUCGCUUUAAGAAAUUGAAGGGGUUCCUGCACUUCAAUGACAAUUCAAAAGCACCUAGCAAAACUGAAAAUAUGUAUGAUAAGCUGUACAAGAUAAGGCCACUGCUGCAAAUGCUAAGAAAAAAUUGUUUGGCUGUGCCACCUGAAGAAAUCAAUUCUGUUGAUGAGCAGAUGAUUCCUUUCAAAGGGAAAAGUAGCCUACGAAGGUAUCUCCCAAAGAAGCCAAAGAAAUGGGGCUUCAAAGUUUUUUCCAGAAAUGGUCAAAGUGGAUUCUGCUAUGAUUUUGAGGUAGAAGGUGCCCCAGACCCACAACAAGAAAACAGAGUCAAUCCAGUUGACCUAAUUGGAAAAAGUUCUGGAGAUGUGGUUUUGAGAAUGUGCAGUUAUUUGCCAAAGAACCAGAACUAUAAGGUUUAUUUUGACAAUUACUUUACAUUCCCAGAGCUUUUGAGUAAACUGAAACAAUGGGGCAUCUGUGCUGUUGGCACAAUACGCCAAGAUCGCCUAAGAGGAUGCUCUGAGGUGAUGAAAAGCGAAAAGGAGCUGAAGAAGGAGGGGAGAGGAUCAUUCUGUGGGGCAGUAGAUUUGAAUACUGGCACUACUGUCGUCCGCUGGUAUGAUAAGAAGCUGGUUCAGCUAGCAUCAAAUUAUGCUUAUACCCACCCAACUGAUGUGGUUCAGAGGUGGUCCAAGACAGAUAAUAAAUAUGUUGAGGUACCAAGACCUCAAAUUGUUGUAACAUACAAUGCAGGAAUGGGAGGUGUUGACCUGUUUGAUAUGUUUCAAGCUCUUUACCGUCUGCAUCAUAAAUGUCGGAAAGGAUACAUGCGUUUCUUUUUUGGGAUUCUGGGCACAGCUGUCAUAAAUGCAUGGUGCUUAUACCGCAGAAUGAUGAAGCAAAAAGGUGUGCCCAUUGCCAAGCAGCUUGACCUUUUGAAAUUCACAUGCUCAGUGUCACACUCACUUGCAGAGGCUAAAUACGAAGAAAGGGAAGAGGGAGGCCAAGCAUCGAGGCACCAUCUGUACCCACAGAUAAGCUGCCCCGCAAAGCACCCGAAAUGGACCACCGACAGAUAUUCGCACUGA
Molecule: messenger RNA, 1593 nt
Organism: Rhopilema esculentum
Lineage: Eukaryota; Metazoa; Cnidaria; Scyphozoa; Rhizostomeae; Rhizostomatidae
Source: RefSeq, a predicted model, not a curated record